AUGAGCGCCUUGAAACCAGCUUUGAGAUUUAGAGACUUUCUCCAGGUCCUCACGGACGAGGGUGACUUGCAAGAGAUUACCACCGAGGUAGACCCCAACUUGGAGGUAGGAGCUGUCAUGAGGAGGGUAUACGAGGAGAAAUUGCCUGUGCCGUUUUUCCAGAACUUGAAAAAAGAUCCCGAAAAUCCCGAUCCUGAAAAUUUGUUCAACAUCGUCGGAUGCUUGGGUGGUCUUCGAGACAAGACCAAGGGCAACGAUCAUGCUAGAAUUGCUCUACACUUGGGUUUGGACUCACAGACCCCGAUGCCCAAGAUCAUCGAUUACUUGUUGGAGGCGAAAACAAAGAAACCAAUUGCACCCCAAGUCGUCAACUCCUCUGGUGCUCCAUGCAAGGAGAAUAAGCUCACUGGAGACGACAUCAAGUUAAACUCAUUACCUGCUCCUAUGUUGCACCACGGCGAUGGUGGCAAAUACAUCCAGACAUAUGGAAUGUUUGUCUUGCAAACUCCCGAUAAGAGCUGGACGAAUUGGUCUAUAGCCAGAGGAAUGAUUCAUGACGACAACCAUUUGACUGGCUUGGUCAUUAAUCCACAACAUAUUAGACAAGUUGCCGAUAAAUGGAACGCAGUCGGCAAGGGUGACAAAAUCCCGUUUGCCUUGUGCUUUGGGGUGCCACCUGCAGCAAUUCUUGUAAGCUCGAUGCCAAUACCUGAAGGUGUUUCGGAGGCAGACUACAUUGGGGCCUUGGUUGAAGAGCCCUUGAAGGUUAUCAAAUGUGACACCAAUGAGUUGGAAGUUCCUGCUGAUUCCGAAAUCGUGCUUGAAGGCCAUUUAGACUUGAACGAGUUGGUCGACGAAGGUCCAUUUGGAGAAAUGCACGGGUACUGCUUCCCAGGAACACCACACCCAUGUCCUUUGUACACGGUAGAGACCAUAACCUACCGAAACCACGCUAUCUUGCCAGUUUCCAACCCCGGCUUGUGUACUGAUGAAACACACACCUUAAUUGGUGGCUUGGUGAGUGCUGAAGCCAAGCAGUUAUUCAUGGAGGAUUCAGUUUUGAAAAAUGUCAUUAUGGAGGCAUUCACUCCCUAUGAAGGCGUGGCUUUGUGGUUGGCUUUGAAGGUGAAUACCAAGGAGCUUGCCAAGUUGAACACCACCAGUAAGGAUUUCUGUAAGAGAGUUGGUGACAUUGUUUUCAGCUCCAAGACUGGAUUCAUUAUCCAAGAAGUGAUUUUGGUGUCGGAGGAUAUCGAUAUCUUCGAUUUCAGAAAGCUUAUUUGGGCCUACGUUACGAGACAUGCACCAGGUGACGAUCAAUACUUCUUUGAGGAGUACCGUGCUUUCCCAUUGGCACCAUUCAUUAGCCAGGGACCAAGAGCUAAGACGCUAAAGGGAGCUAAUUGCGUCACCGACUGCUUAUUUCCACAGCAGUAUAAGUCCGGCGGCGUUGAGUUUGUCACCUGUGACUUCGAUGGUUAUCAUGAUUCCAUCAAGGAAAAAGUGUUGAAGAAUUGGUCUGCCUAUGGCUAUAAAUAG
Candidozyma duobushaemuli is the source of this 1539-nucleotide messenger RNA. Its product is annotated as putative phenylacrylic acid decarboxylase. Gene Ontology annotation, cellular component: cytoplasm. The record is from RefSeq and is a predicted model, not a curated record. The coding region runs from base 1 to 1539 and encodes 512 amino acids. Lineage: Eukaryota; Fungi; Ascomycota; Pichiomycetes; Serinales; Metschnikowiaceae. The transcript has a single exon. Gene Ontology annotation, molecular function: carboxy-lyase activity. Gene Ontology annotation, biological process: ferulate metabolic process; cinnamic acid catabolic process.